UGAACAUAAUAUAUAUCCCCAAAAGAAAAUUUGUAGACAGAAAUUCAAACAAGUUAGCAAUUUUUGCUGAAAAUGUAUGUAACAAGGCCUCUUUCUUACUACCUAAAGAAUCCAGAUGCACUUUCAUUACCUCCUGAAGGUCCAAAUUCAGGUUACUUAGUGAUUCAAGAUGAAGAAUCUGAAACUUAUUGCUGUUUUGGACUUUGCAAAAAUUAUGAUAUCUUAGACUUCCCUUUCCCUCAGAACAAGAAGCUGUCCGUUCGAUACGAAUCGGUUACUGGUGAUACCAUGAUAGUUAGCAGCGACGAUGUAAUGUUCAUUCCAGUUCUUAAUAAGCCAUUGUCUUCCAAUCAAUAUUAUGCUAUCAAGCCUCAUGGAAAACACAAGGGACAAGCAUUUACAUGUUCAACGGAGGAAGACAAGCAAACCUGUUGUUUCUGCAGAUGCAUACGAGACGUUAAACCGAAGCCAUUAGAUCCAGAGGAGGCAUAUCAGCAGUUUGAGAUAUGUCUAUAUGAUACAGGUUGCAAUGCCAAAGGUAACUUUUUUGCUAAGUCUCUUGCACCAGAUGGUUUUCCACCGUACUUUCUGAGGCGAAAAGGCUGGCAUCUUCUUGCUGAAACUCCUAAAAAUUUUGAACUAAAUGAUGAUGCUGUAGGCCUCAAUGUUGAGUUGAGGCAACAACUUCCAGAGUUCAAUUUCACAUCAUCUUUUAAGAGUUCCGAAGUCGUCGUUGUGGGGAAAUGGUAUUGUCCUUUCGUAUUUAUCAAAGAUGGAACAGUACUUAAAGAACAGAUGAAGAGAUCGAUGUUCUACGAAAUGACGCUUGAGCAGAGAUGGGAGCAGUUUUUUACUUGUCAAAAUGACAACAUUAAUGAAGGGAACUCAGUACUUGUGGAUGUUGCUCUUGACACAGAAGUUGUCCUGAUUGCCGGAACUACUAAAGCAACAUGGGAUGAUAAAAAUAUCAUUGAAGGCGUAAUAUGGUUUAGAAACUACGAUAAAGAUGGAAAUGAAGUAACAAGUUUGGGAUUAAGACGAGAAAUAGUUCAAAGAAUGAAAUGGGAGCAAGAAAGAGCUGGAUGGCAAAAUCAAGGGAGGAUAAAAAAAGUAGAACAAUACAAAGAAAUUAGUACUAAAUGGAAAAGAUUCAGUUGCUAUGUUUUGGUUGAGAGGUUUGUAUUGAGAAGAAUGGAUAGAAGCUUGGUGAUGACUUAUGAUUUCAAGCACAUUGACAAGGUUAAGAGCAUAUGGGAGUGAUGUUCAGUAGCAUAUGCAAAAACAA
This is a messenger RNA of Lycium ferocissimum, 1285 nucleotides long. RefSeq lists its product as uncharacterized. The coding region runs from base 73 to 1260 and encodes 395 amino acids. The transcript is spliced from 2 exons. The record is from RefSeq and is a predicted model, not a curated record. Lineage: Eukaryota; Viridiplantae; Streptophyta; Magnoliopsida; Solanales; Solanaceae.